Molecule: messenger RNA, 1395 nt
Organism: Paramacrobiotus metropolitanus
Lineage: Eukaryota; Metazoa; Tardigrada; Eutardigrada; Parachela; Macrobiotidae
Exons: 6
Coding region: 1-1191 (396 amino acids)
Source: RefSeq, a predicted model, not a curated record
AUGACGGAAGGCAAAGCACUUGCAAGAGAACAGAAGAUUGGAAAAUAUUACGUGGACGGUUAUGACGAAGAAGCGGAAAUUAUUUACGAAUUCUAUGGCGACUACUGGCACGGCAAUCCCGCAACCACAAGACGCACAUUUGUAAAUCCUCAUCUCAAGCAAACGAUGGAGAAUUUGCAUGCGGCAACCGUCCAGCGAGAAAUCGCCCUUGAGCAAAUGGGAUACUCUGUUAUUAAAAUUUGGGAAAGCGAGUACGACCAGAAAUUGGCAGAGGAUGAGGAUUUUCGUGAAACACUAAAAGAUAUUCAUGUUCACGCACCUCUUCAACCCCGCGAUGCUCUAUAUGGAGGCCGGACCAACGGGACACGGUUGCAUUAUAAAUGCGAGCCGGAGAACAAAUACGUUUUUGGGGGUCGACUCGGGAUGCGCGAGGACAGAUUGUCUACACAGUUUAUUUCCGAGCCCAAAGAUUUUUAUGAACUUUUAUUAAAUGAUGCGUUGGAAAUUCACAAUAUCGAAUUCUUCAGUGACACCGUAAUUCAAGUUGCUUACAAGUCCAAGGAAGACUUUAUUCCAGUUAACCCAAAGACUAAUGUUAUCCUUGCGGCGUUCACGACUGCCCAUGCCCGCCUUCACUUAUACAAUUAUAUGGCCCAAGUUGGACGUAACCUGAUAUAUUUUGAUACUGAUUCCUUAAUGUGGAUUCAUCGGCAAGGAGAUCCGGAAGUUCCAUUGGGAAACUACAUGGGGGACUUGACAAACGAAUUAAAUGAUGGUGAAUUCAUCACAGAGGUCACCAUCUGUGCUCCUAAAUCUUAUGCUUAUGUGACGAACAAAGGAAAGCAUGUCUGCAAAACCACCGUUAACGCAGACACGUUCAAUCGAACUAUCAAAAAAACACUUAAUUUAAAUACUUUCACUUCACUCUGGACGACCCCUGGACCUCAAGUGUACCCCUUACGGUAUUCUUCCGUGAUACGGCGUAAUAAACGGACCCUUGAAAUUGAUGCUGUGGACCAGAUUUCCAACAACAUGGCCAGCCAGCAAAGCAACGAGAUUUCAUCCACCAUUCCGGAGGACAGCGACCUUCCAGAAGAAAUCCGCAGAUUGAAUCUGGAUGCGGACACCAUCGCGUUUUUUGCGUCGCAGCGCUCAGCAGGCAAAUUUGCCAUUGGCAUUUUUUGCCUCUAAAAUUACGCCCCAGAUGCAUGAAGAAAUGAAGCAGGCGGCCAAAUGGAAGGCCGACUUGGACGACGAUCUUUACCAUAAAAAACAAUUUUGACAAUAUCCAGUGUUUUUUGCCUAGCCAAAUUAAACUAGGUAAAUGAAAUAGGAUGGCAAAGGAAUUUCUAGUAAUUUGUUACUUGUAAACUGUGUACUUUGUGAUUUUGUGGC